AAAUAUUUAUGAAUUUAUAUUUUCAGAUUUUAUUUCUCCGAAACCGACACAAAAAUGGUUCACCAGGUGGAAAACUCUGAGGAUUUUGCCAACCAGCUUCAACAAGCUGAAGAUAAACUAGUUGUCGUGGACUUCUUCGCCACAUGGUGUGGUCCUUGUAAGAUGAUUUCACCACAUAUUGAGGAAAUGUCUAAAAUAAUGGAGGACGUCGUCUUCUUGAAGGUUGACGUGGAUGAGUGUGAGGAGAUUGCUCAGGAAUACAAGAUUACCGCUAUGCCGACCUUUAUUUUUAUCAAAUCAAAGGAAAAGGUUGGAGAACUGACCGGAGCUAACGUGGAUAAAUUGAAGGAGAUGGUGGCAUCCAACAAAUAGAUUCUAGAUCCAGCAUGAAUUCUUCAUCUACUAAUCCUCACUCCGUUCUCAUUGAGAAGAAAAAAUCCCGUUUGAUAUAUAUCACAAUCUGUUAUAGUAUGUUACAAAACAAUGCAGUGAUGAAUUUGUUCCUUUUAAUUCCAAUAAAAUUCUUUGUGAAGCUGGUAAAGAACUCGCUAUUGGUGGGUUAGCCAUGAUAAAUGUCCAGCUCACUAAUAGCUCAGUUGCUUAGCCCAUAUCUAAGGCAUUAAUUUAGUGUAUGUUCAUCAUUUUAAUUAUUUCAGA
Messenger RNA from Eurytemora carolleeae, 657 nucleotides. It is a transcript of the gene Trx2, whose product is annotated as thioredoxin-2-like. The transcript is spliced from 6 exons. NCBI's taxonomy places the organism in Eukaryota, Metazoa, Arthropoda, Copepoda, Calanoida, Temoridae. The record is from RefSeq and is a predicted model, not a curated record. The coding region runs from base 55 to 372 and encodes 105 amino acids. Gene Ontology annotation, molecular function: protein-disulfide reductase activity.